Molecule: messenger RNA, 3161 nt
Organism: Carassius auratus (goldfish)
Lineage: Eukaryota; Metazoa; Chordata; Actinopteri; Cypriniformes; Cyprinidae
Gene: stk38l
Product: serine/threonine kinase 38 like
Exons: 14
Coding region: 212-1606 (464 amino acids)
Biological process (GO): protein phosphorylation
Molecular function (GO): protein serine/threonine kinase activity; ATP binding
Source: RefSeq, a predicted model, not a curated record
GACUCUUGUCUUGAUUUGUGAGAGCGAGCGCGUGCGGGGAGGCAGUGCUCAACACACAUCAGUCUGAAUAGAGAAUAAACAUGAGCGAGCUGUGAGCCUCUCUGGUGCGCCUGCUCUACUGAAGGACAUUCACUUGUCUUCACUUCAUCCUUAUUUUGAUCCUCGGGUGACCGCCAAACUGUCUAAUCUGGAGGAGGACGGGGAGACUAGCAUGGCCAUGACGGGAGGCAUGGCAGCGCCGCUCCCGAUGAGCAACCAUACACGUGAGAGAGUCACGGUGGCCAAACUCACGCUGGAGCACUUCUACAGCACCCUGCUCACCCAGCACGAGGAGCGGGAGAUGAGGCAGAAGAAGCUGGAGAAGGUGAUGGAUGAGGAAGGUUUACCUGAUGAAGAGAAGAGCAUGAGGCGAUCUCUGCACGCUCGUAAGGAGACCGAGUUUCUGCGGCUUAAGAGGACCCGGCUUGGUCUCGAUGACUUCGAGUCCCUUAAAGUGAUCGGGAGAGGAGCAUUUGGAGAGGUCCGCCUGGUUCAGAAAAAGGACACUGGUCACAUUUAUGCCAUGAAGAUCCUCAGGAAAUCAGACAUGCUAGAGAAAGAACAGGUGGCCCAUAUCCGGGCUGAGAGAGAUAUCCUAGUGGAGGCUGAUGGCGCCUGGGUAGUGAAGAUGUUCUACAGCUUUCAAGAUAAACGCAAUCUGUAUCUCAUCAUGGAGUUUCUGCCUGGAGGAGAUAUGAUGACUCUGCUGAUGAAGAAAGACACUCUAUCGGAAGAAGCUACACAGUUCUAUAUUGCAGAGACUGUCCUGGCCAUUGACUCCAUUCACCAGCUGGGCUUCAUUCACAGAGACAUCAAACCUGACAACCUGCUGCUCGACUCACGGGGCCAUGUCAAACUGUCUGACUUUGGCCUCUGCACAGGCUUGAAGAAGGCCCAUCGGACUGAAUUUUACAGGAACCUCACACACAACCCUCCCAGUGACUUUUCAUUUCAAAACAUGAAUUCAAAACGCAAAGCAGAAACAUGGAAGAAGAACCGAAGACAGUUGGCAUAUUCAACUGUCGGGACGCCAGACUAUAUCGCCCCUGAGGUAUUCAUGCAGACGGGCUACAACAAGCUGUGUGACUGGUGGUCUCUUGGAGUGAUCAUGUACGAGAUGCUGAUAGGCUACCCACCCUUCUGUUCAGAAACGCCACAGGAAACCUACAGGAAGGUCAUGAACUGGCGAGAAACGUUAAUUUUCCCCCCCGAAGUGCCCAUUUCAGAGAGAGCAAAGGACUUGAUCCUUAGGUAUUGCACCGAUGCAGAAAACAGGAUUGGUUCAGGAAGUGUGGAUGAAAUUAAAUCCCACCAGUUCUUCGAGUCUGUGGACUGGGAGCAUAUCAGAGAGAGACCUGCUGCUAUUUCCAUCGACAUCAAGAGCAUCGAUGAUACGUCCAACUUCGAUGACUUUCCAGAGUCAGACAUUCUACAGCCAGUGACAAAUGUAACAGAACCAGACUUCAAGUCCAAGGACUGGGUUUUCCUUAACUACACCUACAAACGCUUUGAGGGAUUGACACAGCGUGGCACCAUCCCCACUUACAUGAAGGCGGGGAAGGCGUGAAACAGGCCACUGAUGGUCUGGAAGAGAAGGAUCAGAAUGUAAAUGACAAUUCAAAUGCAGAUCUCUGCGGAUGACAAGCUUACGCACUGCCGCUUUGUGCGAAACAGAAGACCUGUUCUCAGAGGAGUCCCUGGUGAGGAGAAAAACAAAAAGCAUAAUAAUUGUAUGGCCAAAUAUAUGGAAAGACUCUAUUGUCCUGCUGCUUAGCUAAAAGGGGACACAAAUGUUGUCCAAAUGAUCUUCAACACUGGAUCAAACAGGGUCACAGAGGAAAGAAAGGGAAACGGAUACAUCACUGAAGCCUAACGUUCAGAAAACAGAGGAUGUUUUAACCUCGAGCCUCUUCGGUAACUAAACUGCAAUAAAGUUAAUUUCUCUCAGUCGUUUUUAAGCUGCUUUACCCCAAGGAAGUUGAGAAUCUGUAUAAACCCAAAUGAAACAUGUACACUGUUAGAUACACUGUAUGAUAUAGUUAACUUCCUGAUGCUGAAUAUUUCCCACAAGUGUAUUUUGUGUUUUUCUGCAGUUGUUUUAAUGUAUUGUUGCAACCUACCUAGAAAAAAAAAAACUUGAGGAGGAGCAGUUUUGUUUUUUUGUUUAUAUCAUGCCAGUGAGCAGCCAGCCCUUCCUUUACCUGUUCCUCAUUCAUUUUUGUUCGGUUGUGAGCAUUGUUGACCUAUGCAACCAUUUUUAUAGUUGUUGUAAAACAUGCAGGAUGUAGCUUCAGUCAGUGGUUUUAAAGCAAAGAUAAAUAAUGCUAAAAACUUGCCCUCCUUUAUGUAAUAGAGUUUUGGAAAUCUACAGGGUUUAAGAGGAUGAUAAUAAUCAGCUGAAUUGCAAGAACAUUUUAGCAUAUUGUCGGCAAAAUUAACUUAAGAUGAUCAAAGCUUUAACCAAAUAACAGCUACAUAAUAGAGAACAAAAAUGGGUAAGUGAACUUCCAGUGUAUGGCUGUUAAAAGUUUUGGCGUGAGACCUCAGCCAGCAAUGUUAAUUGUUUCUUACAAGCUGUCUUGGUUGUUAGUUGAGGAUAUUUAGUGACUGGACACCUGCUGUUGUGCAUGACUACAAGUACUGGCCAGAUAGAAAGAAUGAGAAGAGAGCAAAUACUGUUGCUCAGUCCUGGAGGACCCCCUGCACUGCACAUUUAGUAUGUCUCCCUAGUAAUUGCAGUCUCUACUAACGAGCUGAAGACUGGAAUCGUGUGUUAGAUAAGAUUCAAGAUUUUUAUUCGUCACAUACACAAUUAUAUAGAGCAUAUAUAACCAGCAGUGAAAUGUGAGUCAGGUCCGCUCCAUGGACAGUGCAAUUAUUAAAGAAUACAUCACAGAUGAAAAUAUGUGGGAUAUAUAUACAUUAAGUGAGACGAUAUAAAAGGUGCAGGGCAGGGGGUCCUCCAGGACAGGUUUGGGAAGCACUGCUGUAGCUUAUGUGUAAAAGAUUGGUGCUUGGGGUUUUUUACUUAAUAUGUUCACUUUAGUUGCUUUGUUAAAUGUUUACUUGGUGUAAAAAUGUAAAGGCAAUAAAUAAAUGUAAACAAAAUAUGAAAAAAAAAA